Molecule: messenger RNA, 6147 nt
Organism: Terrapene triunguis (Three-toed box turtle)
Lineage: Eukaryota; Metazoa; Chordata; Testudines; Emydidae
Gene: LRP4
Product: LDL receptor related protein 4
Exons: 38
Coding region: 1-5862 (1953 amino acids)
Molecular function (GO): protein binding; calcium ion binding
Source: RefSeq, a predicted model, not a curated record
AUGGUCCCAGCGGAGCUCGGCCGGCCGGGGCUGCAGCGAGCGCCCAGCCCGUCGGAGGAGCGGUCGCUGCUGCGGAGCGACCCGGAGAACUUUCUGUGCCCCAGAGCCCGGUGCAGGGCUGGAGCUGCGGCGGGGGCUGCCAGCAUGAGGCGGCUCGGGGGCUCCCUCCUGCCGCUGUUGCUGGGAGCCCUGCUCUGCGUCCGAGGUGUAACAAGCAGUACUGACUGUUCCUGUGGACGCAAUCACUUUACUUGUGCAGUCAGUGCCUUUGGCGAGUGCACGUGCAUCCCGGCUCAGUGGCAAUGUGAUGGUGACAAUGACUGUGGGGACCACAGUGAUGAAGAUGGCUGCAUGCUGCCUACUUGCUCGCCCUUGGAUUUCCACUGUGACAAUGGGAAGUGCAUCCGUCGCUCGUGGGUCUGUGAUGGAGACAAUGACUGUGAAGAUGAUUCUGAUGAACAGGACUGCCCACCACGGGAAUGCGAGGAGGAUGAGUUCUCGUGUCAGAAUGGAUAUUGCAUCCGCAGCCUGUGGCACUGUGACGGUGACAAUGACUGUGGUGACAACAGCGAUGAGCAGUGUGACAUGAGGAAAUGUUCAGAGAAGGAAUUCCGCUGCAGCGAUGGCAGCUGCAUAGCCGAGCACUGGUUCUGUGAUGGCGAUACAGACUGCAAGGAUGGCUCGGAUGAGGAGAACUGCCCAUCAGAUGUUCCAGCCACAACCUGUAGCCUGGAGGAGUUCCAGUGUGCCUACGGACGCUGCAUUCUGGACAUCUACCAUUGUGAUGGAGACGAUGACUGCGGGGACUGGUCUGAUGAGUCCGACUGCUCAUCUCACCAGCCGUGCCGCUCUGGGGAAUUCAUGUGCAACAGUGGCUUGUGUAUCAACGCAGGCUGGCGGUGUGAUGGCGACUUUGAUUGUGAUGACCAGUCAGAUGAGAAGAACUGCACCACAUCCAUGUGCACAGCUGACCAAUUCCGCUGUAAAUCUGGGCGCUGUGUCCGUCUCUCAUGGCGUUGUGAUGGAGAGGAUGACUGUUCUGACAACAGUGAUGAGGAGAGCUGUGAGAACACAGGGAGUCCCCAGUGUGCCCCUGACCAGUUCCUUUGUGGGAACGGGCGCUGUAUUGGCCAGAGGAAGCUGUGCAACGGUGUGAACGACUGUGGAGAUGGCAGCGACGAGAGUCCCCACCAAAACUGCCGUCCACGGACAGGUGAGGAGAACUGCAAUCUUAACAAUGGGGGCUGUGCCCAGAAGUGCCAGAUGGUGCGAGGGACGGUGCAGUGCACCUGCCACACAGGUUACAGGCUGCUGGAGGACGGCCGAUCAUGUCAAGAUGUGAAUGAAUGUGCUGAGGAGGGUUACUGCAGCCAGGGCUGCACCAACAGUGAGGGUGGCUUCCAGUGCUGGUGUGAGCAAGGCUAUGAGCUUCGCCCGGACAAGCGCAGCUGCAAAGCUUUGGGGCCAGAGCCAGUGCUGCUCUUUGCCAAUCGGAUUGACAUCCGGCAGGUGCUGCCUCACCGCUCGGAGUACACCUUGCUCCUGAACAACCUGGAGAAUGCCAUUGCCCUUGAUUUCCACCACAGCAAGGAGCUAGUGUUCUGGUCUGAUGUCACACUGGACCGCAUCAUGAGGGCCAACCUCAAUGGCAGCAACGUAGAGGAGGUGGUGUCCACAGGGCUGGAGAGCCCAGGUGGACUUGCCAUUGACUGGAUCCAUGACAAGCUGUACUGGACAGACUCUGGGACGUCUCGGAUUGAAGUGGCAAAUCUGGAUGGCACGCACAGAAAGGUGCUUCUGUGGGAGAACCUGGAGAAACCACGAGCAAUUGCGCUCCACCCCAUGGAGGGCACCAUCUACUGGACAGAUUGGGGCAACACACCUCGCAUUGAAUACUCCAGCAUGGAUGGCUCCAAUCGACGCAUCAUUGCUGAUACGCACCUCUUCUGGCCCAACGGGCUGACCAUUGACUAUGCUGGGCACCGGAUGUACUGGGUGGAUGCCAAGCACCAUGUCAUUGAGAGGGCUGACUUGGAUGGGCGGAACAGGAAGGCUGUUAUCAGCCAAGGCCUCCCACACCCCUUUGCUAUCACAGUGUUUGAGGAUAGCCUGUACUGGACGGACUGGCACACCAAGAGCAUCAAUAGUGCCAACAAAUUCACCGGCAAGAACCAGGAGAUCAUCCGCAACAAGCUCCACUUCCCCAUGGACAUCCACACACUGCACCCUCAGCGCCAGCCAGCAGGGAAAAACCGCUGUGGGGCCAACAAUGGGGGCUGCACUCACCUGUGUUUGCCAAACAGCAAGGAUUACACCUGUGCCUGCCCCACAGGCUUCCGCAAGACCAGCAGCCACACCUGUGCUCAGAGUCUUGACAAGUUCCUGCUUUUUGCCCGAAGGAUGGACAUCCGUCGGAUCAGCUUCGACACAGAAGACCUGUCAGAUGAUGUCAUCCCCCUGGCUGAUGUGCGCAGUGCUGUGGCUCUGGACUGGGACUCAAAGGAUGACUAUGUCUACUGGACAGAUGUCAGCACCGACUCCAUUAGCAGAGCAAAAUGGGACGGAUCAGGCCAGAAGGUUGUGGUGGAUACCAGCUUGGAAAGCCCAGCUGGACUGGCUAUCGAUUGGGUCACCAACAAGCUGUAUUGGACUGAUGCAGGAACAGACCGGAUAGAGGUCUCCAACACAGAUGGGGCCAUGAGGACUGUAGUGAUCUGGGAGAACCUAGAUAGACCACGAGAUAUUGUGGUGGAUCCUGUUGGAGGGUUCAUGUACUGGACUGAUUGGGGAGUCAGCCCGAAGAUUGAGCGUGCCGGUAUGGAUGCCUCCAGCCGCCUGGUGAUCAUCUCCUCCAAUCUGACUUGGCCCAACGGGCUGGCCAUUGACUACGAGUCUCAGCGCCUGUAUUGGGCGGAUGCUGGCAUGAAGACCAUUGAGUAUGCCAACCUGGAUGGCAGUGAGAGAAAGGUGCUGAUUGGAAGCAAUCUGCCCCACCCAUUUGGACUUACUCUUUAUGGUGAGCGGAUCUACUGGACAGACUGGCAAGCCAAGAGCAUCCAGAGUGCAGACAGAAGGACGGGGCAGGCUCGUGAAACACUGCAGGAUAACUUGGAGAACCUCAUGGACAUCCAUGUUUUCCACCGGCACAGACCUACAGUACGCACAGCAUGUGGAGUUAAUAAUGGUGGCUGCAGCCACCUGUGCCUCCUGGCUCCUCUCCCUAAAGGUUAUAGCUGUACCUGCCCCACUGGUAUCAACCUCCAAGCUGAUGGCAAGACCUGCUCAUCUGGGAUGACCAGCUUCCUGAUCUUUGCCAGAAGGACGGACAUCCGCAUGGUCUCAUUGGAUAUCCCGUAUUUUGCAGACGUCGUUGUCUCAGUCAAUGUCACUAUGAAAAACACCAUUGCCAUUGGGGUGGAUCCCCAGGAAGGAAAGGUUUACUGGUCAGAUAGCACGCUGCGGAAAAUCAGCAGGGCUGCCCUGGAUGGCUCACAGUAUGAGGACAUCAUCACCACAGGUCUGCUGACCACAGAUGGGCUGGCAGUGGAUGCUAUUGGCCGCAAGGUAUAUUGGACAGACACGGGAACCAAUCGGAUUGAAGUGGGCAACCUGGAUGGAUCAAUGAGGAAGGUUUUGGUUUGGCAGAACUUGGACAGCCCAAGAGCAAUUGCAUUGUAUCACGAGAUGGGAUACAUGUACUGGACAGAUUGGGGUGAGAACGCCAAGCUGGAGCGCUCUGGCAUGGAUGGCUCAGGACGCCUGGUGCUGAUCAGCAACAACCUGGGCUGGCCCAAUGGGCUGGCAGUGGAUAAGGCUGGAUCGCAGCUGCUGUGGGCUGAUGCGCACACAGAGCGCAUUGAGGCUGCAGACCUAAAUGGUGCAAACCGCCACACCCUGCUGUCCCCAGUGCAGCAUCCCUAUGGUCUCACCCUACUGGACUCAUACAUCUACUGGACUGACUGGCAAACCCGCAGCAUUCACAGGGCUGACAAGGACACCGGUGCCAACGUCAUCCUGGUGAGGGCAAACCUGCCCGGCCUGAUGGACAUUCAAGCUGUUGACAGGACACGGCAGCUUGGCUUUAACAAGUGCAGCAUAAGGAAUGGUGGCUGCUCCCACCUCUGCCUGCCCCACCCUGCUGGCUUCUCCUGUGCCUGCCCCACCGGCAUCCAGCUGAAGAGCGAUGAGCAGACCUGUGACCCCUCUCCAGAGACCUAUCUGCUCUUCUCCAGCCGUGGCUCUAUCCGACGCAUCUCACUGGACACAAAUGAUCACACUGAUGUGCAUGUCCCUGUCCCAGAACUGAACAAUGUCAUCUCUCUGGACUAUGACAGUGUGGAUGGCAAGAUUUACUACACAGAUGUCUUCCUUGAUGUCAUCAGGCGGGCAGACCUGAAUGGCAGCAGCAUGGAGACGGUCAUUGGUCACGGGCUGAAGACGACGGAUGGCUUGGCAGUGGACUGGGUUGCCAGGAACCUGUACUGGACGGAUACAGGUCGCAACACCAUUGAAGUGGCCAGACUGGAUGGCAGCUGCAGAAAAGUGCUUAUUAAUAACAGCCUGGAUGAACCCCGAGCAAUUGCUGCCUUUCCCAAGAAGGGGUACCUCUUCUGGACGGACUGGGGUCACAUCGCUAAAAUUGAGCGGGCAAACUUGGAUGGCUCUGAGCGCAAAAUUCUAAUCAACACCGACCUGGGCUGGCCCAAUGGACUGACAUUAGACUAUGAUACUAGAAGGAUUUACUGGGUGGAUGCACAUCUUGACCGUAUCGAGAGUGCUGAUCUCAAUGGGAAGCUACGCCAGGUGCUGGUCAGCCAGGUGUCGCACCCCUUUGCCCUGACACAGCAGGACAGGUGGAUCUACUGGACUGACUGGCAAACCAAAUCUAUCCAGCGAGUGGACAAAUACUCAGGCCGAAACAAGGAGACUGUCCUGGCCAAUGUUGAGGGGCUAAUGGAUAUCAUUGUGGUCUCCCCACAGAGGCAGACAGGUACAAAUGCCUGUGGAGUGAAUAAUGGAGGCUGCACCCAUCUCUGCUUCGCCAGGGUUUCUGACUUUGUUUGUGCAUGUCCAGAUGAACCAGAUGGACGACCCUGCUCCACUGUUCCUGGCAGGGUGCCCCGUGUUCCUGAAACAACCAGUGUGAGCGAGAGGAGCCAGACCUCACCUGGCAGAUCAGGCUCCUCAACGACCAAACCCCACACAUCCCUAGAAGCAACGGAAGGAAACUGCUCUGACAAAGAUGUUGGCCAAGGCCCGUGCAACCGGAAGAAUGAGGCAGUACUGGCAACCACAGGAGAAGGGCUGCAUGUCAGCUACAUUAUUGGAGGCCUCCUCAGUGUCUUGGUCAUUCUGCUGCUUAUUGCUGCUCUAAUUAUAUACAGACACAAGAAGUCUAAGUUCACAGACUCUGGCUUGGGGAACCUGACUUACAGUAACCCGUCAUACCGGACAUCUACCCAAGAGGUGAAGAUCGAAACUAUUCCCAAGCCGACCUUGUACAACCAGCUGUGCUAUAAGAAGGAGGCUGGUCAUGAUCAUUGCUACACCAAGGAAAAGAUCAAGAUUGUGGAAGGGAUAUGUCUCUUGUCCGGUGACGAGUCUGAGUGGGAUGAUAUCAAGCAGAUACGGAGCUCCCGGGGAGGGAUACUCCGGGACCAUGUCUGCAUGAAGACUGACACUGUCUCUAUCCAGGCCAGCUCUGGCUCGCUGGAUGACACCGAAACUGAGCAGCUGCUGCAGGAGGAGCAGUCUGAGUGCAGCAGUGUCAACACGGCAGCAGCCACCCCGGAACGACGCGGCUCACUCCCAGACACAGGCUGGAAACACCAAUGCAAGCCCUCCACGGAGAGUGAGGUCUAAAGCAUGCACUACCUUGGAGAUGCCCAGCUCCUCCCCAGCCCCUGUUGCAUAUGAAUGAGACGGGACUCAUUCUGCCAUGCAGGGAGAAGCCCAGAGACUAGCCUUCGUGUUGCAAGGAGCCCAGAGACUGGCUGCCUUUCAGCAAGGAGCUGGGGCCAGACUGUUCCCUCAUGGCAGGGGGAAAUGGACCCCAGAGACCCUUUUGGCUCAUUCUCACUGUUUUGUGGUUUAUUUAUAUGUUCCCUUUUCCUGGAAGCUGCCAUGAUAACUUCUGCAGUGACCCCU